UCCUCCCCCUCCUCCGCCUCCGCCUCCGCCUCCCACCACCCCCGGGGCGGGCGCCGCUGUGGGCGCCGGAGGAGAAGCGGGUGAGGAGGAGCGGGGCGGGUGGCGCGGCCGGCAUGUGAGCGCGGGCAGCCGCCCCUCCCGCUCCGGCAGCCCCUGGGCAGCGCCCGCCCGUGCCCGCCGGGCUCCUUCCUCGGCCGCCCCGCGCGGCGCGGCGGGGCCGGGCAGCCGCCCCCCCCUCCCCCGCCUGGCGGGGCCCCCUUCGCCAUGAAGAAGUUUUCUCGGAUGCCCAAGUCGGAGGGGAGCGGCGGCGGCGGCGGGACGGCGUGUGUCGGCUCCGGCGGUGGGGGCGGCGGCGGGAGCGGCGUCGCCUUGGGCAAGGUGUUCGCCGUCGGGCGCUAUCAGGUCAUCCCGGAGGAGCUGCUGGCGGAAGGUGGCUUCUCAACUGUGUUUCUGGUACGUACCCAUGGCGGGGUACGUUGUGCACUGAAACGAAUGUAUGUUAAUAAUGUGCCAGACCUCAACAUAUGCAAGAGAGAAAUUACAAUUAUGAAAGAGUUGUCUGGGCACAAGAAUAUUGUGAGCUAUUUGGAUUGCGCUGUGAACUCUAUAAGUGAUAAUGUUUGGGAGGUACUUAUUCUCAUGGAGUACUGUCGAGCUGGGCAAGUUGUGAAUCAGAUGAAUCAGCGUCUGCAGACAGGCUUUACUGAGUCAGAAGUAAUGAGAAUAUUUUGUGAUACCUGUGAAGCUGUUGCCCGGUUACAUCAGUGCAAAACACCUAUAGUUCACCGGGAUUUAAAGGUGGAGAAUAUAUUGUUAAAUGAUAGCGGGAACUAUGUUCUCUGUGAUUUUGGCAGUGCCACUAGCAAAUACCUUAAUCCUCAAAAAGAUGGUGUUAAUGUGGUUGAAGAAGAAAUAAAGAAGUAUACAACACUAUCGUACAGAGCUCCCGAAAUGAUCAAUCUUUACGGAGGAAAACCAAUUACGACGAAGGCAGAUAUCUGGGCACUUGGCUGCUUGCUGUAUAAACUUUGUUUCUUUUCACUUCCCUUUGGAGAAAGUCAAGUUGCUAUUUGUGAUGGAAGCUUUACCAUUCCGGACAAUUCCCGAUACUCCCAUAGUAUACACUGUUUGAUAAGAUACAUGCUUGAACCUGAUCAAGAGCAGAGACCCGAUAUCUUUCAAGUAUCUUACUUUGCCUUUAAACUUGCCAAAAAGGAUUGUCCAGUGUCUAAUAUUAAUAAUUCUCCUGUCCCUUCAACUCUUCCUGAACCCAUGACAGCUAGCGAGGCAGCUGCUAGAAAAAGCCAAAUAAAAGCAAGAAUAACAGAUACUGUUGGACCAACAGAAACCUCAAUUGCACCGCGACAGAGACCAAAGGCCAAUUCAAGCACUGCCACUUCUAGUGUGCUGACGAUCCAGAGCUCAGCAACUCCAGUCAAAGUACAAGUUCCUGGUGACUUAGGUAAUCGUGGGCAGAAAGGAACCGCACGCCUAGGGAAUGGACAAGAAAUCUUACAGUCCCAAGGGACCAACCAGCACCCGCCGCAGCAGAACAGGGUUCUCCAGCAGCUGCAGCAGGGGGACUGGAGACUACAGCAGCUACACCAUUUACAUCACCAGCAGCAGCAACCUACCAUUCAGGAUGCCUAUAUUCAGCAGUAUCAACAAGCAAUGCACCAGCAGAUGGUCCAACAGCAGCUGUUGAUGCAGUCGGUGUACCAGCAGCAACCUUCCCAGUCUCAGUAUCCCGCUAUGGUGCAGCAGUAUCAGCAGGCUGUCCUACAGCAGCAGAUGCUUGCUCAGCAGCAACAGCGGUCACAACAGGCACAUUCUCCUGAAUAUAUCACUUCUCCACAAGACUUCUCACCAGCCUUAAUUUCCUACCCUGGGUCACUUCCAGUGCAUGCUGGAACAGUGGCAGAUUCUCCUUACUCUGCAAGCAGGUCAGGUAUUCCUGAUGCUGAAGCGAUUGCCAGUUACCCAAAGCAGAGCAUCAAUAACCCACCUGAUAUGUCAGGCUGGAACCCAUUUGGAGAGGACAAUUUUUCCAAGUUGACAGAGGAGGAGCUGCUGGACAGAGAAUUUGACCUGCUAAGAUCAAACAGGCUGGUGGACAGGAGAGCAUCUUCAGAUAAGAAUGUGGAGCCACGUUCUGCUCCACAGAAAAUUCCUCCUGAAGAUCCCUUUGGUUCUGUUCCUUUCAUUUCACACCCAGGUUCCCCUGGAAAACAAGGAGAUAACUCAGCCAGCAAUCAAGGAAAUAACUUAGGGACCCCAACCAGGGCUGGAAAACUGAGCCAUGCUUUUAGAGAUCCCCGGCCAGGAAGGAAAACUGCAGACGGACAAGUGACAAAAGGUGGUGAUGAUUCAGAGAGCGAUUUUGAAUCGGAUCCUCCUUCUCCCAAGAGCAGUGAGGAAGAAGAAGAACAGGAGGACGAAGAAGGCUUGCAAGGAGAGAAUGGAGACUUCAAUGAUGACAAUGAUACAGAACCAGAGAAUUUAGGCCAUCGACCUCUUCUCAUGGACUCUGAGGAAGAGGUGGAGGAAGAGGAGGAAGAGAAGCAAAGUUCUGACUCUGAUUCUGACCGUAACAAGCAAAAAUCUGUGGAAGGGCUCCUGAGCAGUAGGUUCAGAGAUGCUGUGGGCAGUGGUGAGAUCAAAGAACCCAGUUCAGUGCAUACGUCCUUGUCUGAGGUGCCAAGUACGGUAAGCAAGGUGAACCCUGGCCAAGAAUUUGAUGUGUUUGGGGCAGUGCCCUUUUUCACUCUGCAGCCUCAGGCAAGACAGAAGAUGGACAAAGACGUCUCUUCUCAGGUGGCUUUUCCCAGCCUGAACCAAGACCAGGAUGACUUUGAUGUUUUCACAAAAGCCCCCUUCAGCAAAAAGGUGUCUCAGCAAGACGGCCAGGUGGUGGGAACUGAGCCUCUGCUCUCCCCCACCUCUCCACGGAGCGUUGAUAUUUUUGGCUGCACCCCAUUUCAGCCUUCCCUUCUCCCCAAGAUCAGUGGGAGUAAAGAGGACCUGUUUGGGCUGGUUCCUUUUGAAGAGAUCACAGGGAGCCAGCAGCAGCAGCAGAAGGUGAAGCAGCAGCAGCGUAACCUGCAGAAACUUUCUUCCCGCCAAAGGCGCAUGAAACAGGAGGUCUCCAAGAACAACGGAAAGCGCCACCACGGCACCCCAACCACCACGAAGAAGGCAUUGAAACCGAGCUACCGCACCCCUGAGAGAGCCCGCAGGCACAAGAAAGCAGGCCGCAGGGACUCACAGAGCAGCAACGAGUUCCUGACGAUCUCGGACUCCAAAGAGAAUAUAAGUGUCGCGUUGACUGACAGCAAAGAUCGAACCAAUCCUCUACAGGCAGAUGAGAGUCUGCUGGAUCCUUUCGGAGCCAAACCCUUUCACCCACCGGACUUGAUACGGCAUCCCCAGCAUCAAGGGUUUGGUGACAACCGCGGGGAUCACGGUGCGGUAGUAGUGGCUGGUAGACCUAGGCAGAGCUCCUUGCACGGAGCCAUUCAUGGUGGUGACGGGCUGAAAAUAGAUGACUUUGGUGCAGUACCCUUCACAGAACUGGUUGUGCAGAGCGCGCAGAGCCAGCAGCAACAGGCGCUGGAGUUGGAUCCCUUUGGAGCAGCUCCAUUUCCUUCCAAACAGUAAAUGGUUCCAGUGGGUUCCCCCGCUCCACCUCUCCGAGUUACUUGUUACAGGUUUUAAUUAGUGGAGUAAUUUAUCUGGUUGAAUUGAGAGGGACAUGGGUGGUACAGUUUGUUCAAGUUCAAGAAGACAUGACCAACUUGCAUGAUGAAAUUUAGAAUGAUGGCAAAUUUGGGGGUUUUUUUUGGUUUUGGGCCUGUUUGGUUUUGUUUUGUUUUGUUGUUUUGAGAAAAAUAGAAGAAAAAACGGGGAGCAUAAUUUUGUUAUGACAGAUGGCUCCCAGAACGAGAAGAGACAUCAGAUAUGAAUCAUUGUCUGUCACUGACUUGGGGCCCUGGGACAUAUUGUGAUUCUGCACUUUUGCGUUGCCUUUUCAGUCCUCUGUGAUGUGCUCAGAUGGAGGGAGGGGGACAGGCGGAGAUCACACGAAAAACGUUAUCCAUACGUACAGGUAGGCUAACGGAACUGUGGUGGUUCUUUGCGUCUCAGUCGCAGUAGACUUAAGAACCAAAAUGUACUAAUAUCCAUAUUGAUCUCCUGGAAAUAGGUGAGUCCCUGCUUCCUAGGUGAAAACUACCUUUAUUAAUCAUAAAAAUAAAGAAGCCGAGUCCUCAAGGGGCUGUGGCCCAGAAUUCCAGAGCACAGCUAUGGCUUGGGGCCUGGUGGACAUCUAUGCAGCUGCAGAGAUGAAAGGCAGAUUAUUUUUUGUGUGCCUAAACGUUCAAAUCCUUUUUCCUUAAUUAUUUUUUACAGUAAGUGCCAUUAAUGUAAAAUAGCCAACUGGAAGUUUAGACUUAAAACUAAAGAUACAGAGAAUAUAAUGGUUUCCGAGUGAAAAAGCCUGAAUGUAGGGAAGUAAACCAGCACGGAUGCAGCCAGUGUUUGCAGCACUUUGAAGACUACUCAGUACGCUGGGAGGAGAGGCUGGUUUACGUGAAGAAAUCAUUUGGCACAUACGGAGUAUUUCAGAUGACUUGUACAGUUGACUGUGAGAUGCAGCCAUCAGAUUUAUUUGGUUACAAACUGGGAUUUGUGUCUGAAAAUACCUUUUCUUUUCCUCUUGGAUUUUUAUUGCAAAGAAAACUUGUAUUCUUUCAAACCUGUUGUUUUUUUAAAAAAUAAUAAUUUUAUGAAAUGACUGUAACCUAAUGUUCUUUUAAGUUGUCAUGAAUCUAUUAUUGUACUUAAGUGUAUUUUAUAAGCAAGUUUUGCUAAAUGCACUGUGCUCUGAAGAAACCUGGAUUUGUUUCAGAGCAGAAGCACUAAGCAGCAGUAGCUUGCAGAAGCUGAUCACUACUGUACCAGCAAACUGCAUUUCACACCACGAAGCCUUACAGGCAGGACUCCGGUCCUGCCGCGCAGUACCUCUGAGACAUAAGGUGCACGAGACGUGGCGAAAGGCUUGGGAGCGCGCGGUGUCACAGGUGACGGGAAGGUGAUGGGAGCAGAUUCGUCGAGGACAGGAUUUUGUUACUGUGUUGUAGAAUUGUGCUGUGUGUAGGCGGGACGGCUUCUCUGCUGCCUUGCAGCUUGUGCCCAGCCAUGCUCACUGUCUGCGGAGCCAGCAUGGCUCGGGAUGGUCCAAUUUGUCUGCCUUUUUUCCGUGGCAGUCCUAAAGAGGAAGGAGGUAGUUCCUCUGCUUAUCUCAACUUCAUAUCCUGCUCUGCUGAAUACUGACAGCUAGCUAAUUGGAUGUUUAUAUGUGGAGGACGUUAGCAUUCAUGGUUGCGUGUCCCCGUGUCCCCACGCCUUCCACAGGUGGUGAAGUGAAAUACUGAGGGUUGUGCAUUUUUGUUCCAAGUCUCCCACUGGUUAUACAGUCGUCCUGAGACCUGGGAGGGUGGGGGGGUGGAUCCCCUACAAUAUUUGUUGAAAACAACACAUGAAAAAUAAGCCUCUUGACUCUUUUGGGGGUUGGUCUGAUAAAACAGUCCCUCAGAUAUAUGUGAGAUUUGCUUCCCCUAGUCCUGGACUAUGAAAGUAGCUCAUACGUAUCUGUACACCUUCAUUGCCUUUAUCUUCCUUGUUUUUGUUUUUCUCACAGGGUGAAAGUGAAAUACUAGAGCUGUGCUUGAUUAAGUAUGCCUUUUUCAGGCUUAGAAAUUAAGCUUUUAGGAGGUUAUGAGUAGAAAUGUUUCGACUCUUAUUUGCACAGGAGUUUCUUAGGCUUUAUUACUACUGUUCUCACCUGGGUUUUUUGUACCAAAGCCUCUAAGAAGUGCAUGCCAAGUCUGUAGCAUUUUCUGAUACUCAGGUUAACUGUUUUGGUGGGUUUUGUUGGUUUUUUGUUUUUUUUUUUUGAUCCCCCCUCUGCACGUGCUUAUGAGCUGCCUUCCUACCAUUUCCUCCUAAACUGUUCCUUACUGGCCUGAAGAGCUGUUGGAACAGAAUGCUGUGACAAACGGGGCGGGUGGGUGGAAACAAAAUGAGAAUAAAAAACCAGGCAACUGACCCGUGGUCUUAAAAGCGGCCAGUCCUCACCAAAGCCACGCAGCCGCUGCUUCCCCUGUUGGAAAAGCAACUUGAGGGCUUGCUCGGCCGUCUGGUGCCAGAGGAAAGGGUUAACACCACGCAUGGGACUGGGGCUUAGCUCCACUGCCUGAAGGAGAGAUGGUUUGCUGUUGGACACGGAGGGAAAAGGCUGCGCACGGGCAGACUUGGUGUGGGCGAAGUUGACUUUGCGUCAGCUAUACACAACUAAACCCAGGUUUGGGUUUAACUUCAGCUUUUGCUUUGAUUUGGUGUGUGUGCGUGCUCACGUGUGCGCUUGCCAUGGCGUAUAUCGUGACCUUACCUGAAAUACGGAAAGACCUUGCUGCGUGAGACAUGUACCCUACUGUCUGUGAAGAUGAUAAAGGCAAGGUAAGGAACCGAGACUUCCCUUCCAGCAGAAAACCGAUUGAUUUGUACAGCUUCUCUUUCAGCAUGUGGAACGAGCGAACCACAGGCCUUGCAGAAUCAGCUGCUUGAGAGAGAGAUUCUGUCAAAAGGUACUAAGACGCCCUUAAUGGUCGUGAUUAUGGAACGAAAAAUAAGAUAGUCGUAUUUCUCUGCAGACUCUCAAAUGGCCUUGAGAUGUGGGCGACAGCUUUGGCUGACAUGCGUAACGUGGGACCCGCGAACACCAGCUUUGGAGGAAAUAACUUUUAAUCAUUCGGGGCGUCCCAGUCAGUAAAACCAAGUACUGUGAAAAUAAGUUGAUAUAUUUGCUACUGUGAGAAUAAGAGUUUAUCUGGAGUUUUUUUAUACUGUAUUGUGUAUUUUCAUAUAUGAAAAGUAUAUAUAAAAUACACACAUGCUCGCACACAUCAUAUAUCUUGGAGUUGCUGCUUUUAGUAACGCAGCAGCCACAAUCACUUCCGUGUGACUUGAGGGAGUGAACGUAAGUGAAAGCUGCAAAAGGAAAAAAAAAAAAAGGUGCCAAGGGUGGCUGCUGCGUUAUUUUUCUAUAGUGCUUAUUUCGAAAGGAAAAUCAAGAAAAACGUGUAUAGCUAAAUCUAUGACUAAGGCAUCACUUAAUAUUGAAGAGCAUAAAAACCCAUUUUAAAAUCGCUGGCAUUCAGCUUUUAAGUGCACUUUCCUGAACUACACUUCAAGUUCUUGUUACACUUCAAGUUUCUAAAGCUUUUUUGUGUACCACUAAACAGAGAAAUUUAACUUUUUUUUGUGAAACUGAUGUACAUCAUAAAAUACUUGCAGUUGUUAAAUAAACAAACGUUGUAACAGUGA
This is a messenger RNA of Phalacrocorax carbo (great cormorant), 7383 nucleotides long. The record is from RefSeq and is a predicted model, not a curated record. Lineage: Eukaryota; Metazoa; Chordata; Aves; Suliformes; Phalacrocoracidae.